AUGCGGAUGAUUGAAACUCUAGAUCAGAAAAUUCAUAACACUAUUGAAGCCUGUCUAUCUCCGAUGAAUCAGAAGAUAGAUGACUUCAUACUAUCCUUAUCCAAUCUAGAUGAGCAAGUUCAACAUCAACUGGAUUCGUUAAGAUCUAACAUAGAAAAUCUAUCAAAAUCCAAUUAUGAGAAAAACAAUAGCUCAUCAGGUGACAUAUCUUCCCUUCAGAAGACUGUUCAGUUGCUAGUCGAUGAAGUCAAGGCUAUCAAGCAAGAAUUUUCCACUUCUGAUCUAUGUGCUCUCCAACAAAAGGUUUCAUCAACUAAUUCCAAACUUGAAUUGAUCUUAGCAAAGCUAUCUGGUUCAAAUGAGAGGCCACCUGAAGCAGAGAAGGAAAAGGUCCAAAAGACUAGAUCAAGUCAGUCUUCUAUGAUACACCAAAUUCCAAACUUACCACACGAGUUUGAGAAAAGGAUAUAUGAGAAAAUACAGUCACUUGACAAAAUGGUUGCUAAUGCACGACCAAAGACUCAACAGAACACAACAAAGAUAGCUGAGAAAGACAAGGAACUAAUUCGUCAACAAGGUAUCAAAGAUCCAUCUCUAAAAGUUCUAAGAAGAAAAGAUGUCCACUUCUCCAAACCUAUCAUCAUAUUGGAACCAACCACUCAAUCAAAGCUUUCUCAAGAUGAUCCCAAGGAUAAGGGAAAACAUAAGAUUAUCUUCAAGUCUAAGAAGGAAUUAGCUAAAGAAACUCAAAUGAAGAUAGAUGAAGAAUUAGCUAAGAAACUGAAGGGUAAGGAAUUAAAUUCUAAACAAGAGGUGGUUUGCAAAGGAAAUCUUCAGAGAUCUCGACUAAAGAAAGGACUACAUGGGAUGAUGAGCAAUUUAGAGUUUCUUCACCUAAAGUAA
Messenger RNA from Lactuca saligna, 903 nucleotides. NCBI's taxonomy places the organism in Eukaryota, Viridiplantae, Streptophyta, Magnoliopsida, Asterales, Asteraceae. The record is from the annotation of a GenBank genome assembly.